Messenger RNA from Ostrea edulis (European flat oyster), 2871 nucleotides. RefSeq names its product glycoprotein 3-alpha-L-fucosyltransferase A-like. Gene Ontology annotation, molecular function: alpha-(1->3)-fucosyltransferase activity. Gene Ontology annotation, cellular component: membrane. The record is from RefSeq and is a predicted model, not a curated record. The coding region runs from base 326 to 1504 and encodes 392 amino acids. Lineage: Eukaryota; Metazoa; Mollusca; Bivalvia; Ostreida; Ostreidae. The transcript has 2 exons.
CAAUAAUCUUCUUACGUGUAAGCAGAGGCAAGUUGGCAGUCAUGCGUGCAACACUAUUCAAUGUAAUAUACCGUAUGCUUAAAAUCCGGGUUUACGGGCCGAUUCACUUAAGGCUACUAGUGUGAAGAGAUGUCUCUGGUCGUGAAUGAAUGUUUCAAUCAAAAACGAGAUCUGUUCUAUACGUUACAGUAACGUUAUGUCGGGUACAUGUGGUACAUGAGUUCACCCGAACCAACAACGAUCGCCGAUAUUAUAUGGACAGCUUGGGAUCAUCUACAGGCAGAUUAAUUAUAGCGGAGUGUGUAUAUUUUUUAUUACAGUUACAAUGGAAAAUGUUGGGAGGACAUCGAACACAAAGAUCCCCAGGUAUUCAAGAACGGAUAUUGCCGCGAGUCUGUUCAUGGUAUUUUUCAUCUCUUCGGGAUUUUUCUUCCUGAUGUUUGAAUUCUUUUCACCUUCCUCCACGCCGAACAUCAAGCCCAAGUCACAGGUCUUUGGAUAUGGAUCUCAGAACGAGGAAGGAAAACGGACGAAAACACCGCAGCAGUCCGUCACAAACUCUAAGAACUGGAGAGUACUGUGGUACAACAUUCCUCCCUAUAUUGUAGAAAGUUUUAAGUAUGCUAAAUCUAAGAAAUGCGAGAGACACCCCAAGUGCGAGUUUUCAAUGGAUAAUAGAGAUAUUUCUAGAAGUGACGUUGUUAUAUUCACACAAAUGUACAUGCCAGGUGCCCCACCCGUCAAAAACAACAAGCAAGUAUGGAUUUUUAACUCCAUGGAAAGUCCAGCGUUCAUGGCUAGACCAUCACCAAAGUGGUAUGAUAAAUUAGACUGGUUGAUGUCUUACCGCAGGAAUUCAGACAUACAGAGAGCGUACGGGACGAUCAAGAAGCGGGACACACCCCUGGUCAAGAAUUACACAGAGGUGUUUAAGAAGAAGGAACUGUUCGGCGUGUGGAUGUCGGGGCAUUGUCCCGUGCCGUCUCGCCGAAAGGCUUACAUACAAGAGCUUAAGAAAUAUGUACCGAUCGACAUGUUCGGUUCUUGUGGAACUCGUGUUUGCAAAACCCGUUCUCCAUAUUUAAGUGAGUGUUUGCGAAACUUUUCGCGGGAUUAUAAAUUUUAUUUUGCAUUCGAAAAUAAUAUAUGCGAGGACUAUUCGACGGAAAAACUAUUCAAUUUGUAUUUUGGUAAUUUGGAUGUAAUACCAGUCAUAAACGGUCCCUCCACGGCCCCGGAGUAUUUACCCAAAGGAACAUUUCUAAGUGCUUUGGAUUUUCCCUCACCUAAGGCUUUAGCAGAGAAAUUAAAAGAAAUAGGUUCUAAUGAGGCUUUGUUUACACAAUUUCUCAGGGAAAAAGACAAAUACAUCGAUAUUGGUAUUCAUGAAGUGCUUCUAAACUCGAUGUGCAAGAUCUGUGACAUUAUGGAUCGGACAAAUGGAAAACCAGAGCGACAUAAACAGAACAUUCACCAACGAUUCUUUGCUAAAGGUGGCUGCUGAUUUUUCAUUAAAUCGUGAAUUUAAAACACAUUAGAUACAGAAGAAUAUAUAGAAAACAAUGCUAAAGAGGAGUGUGUGGCUUACACACUCCUACAUGGUGUUGACUUUAUACAAUUAUUGAAUUUUACAAUUGACAUUAGGAGAUGAAUACAAUGAUUUGAAUAUUGUACUUCUCAGGUAGCUAAAUCAUGGUGUUGACUCAAAAUAUCAAUAAUUGUUUCUUUUAUGAUUGAAUAAACCUCCUAACCGUCCACUACAGUCCACUGAGAGUACUAAUCCCCCGGAUGUUUUAACCACUGAGAGCGACAACCCCCGGAUGUUUUAACCACUGAGUACUAAACCCCGGAUGUUUUAACCACAGAGUACCAACCCCCGCAUAUUUAAAUCACUGAUUAUUUACUCAAUAUAACAGAAAUACUAACAUCUAGGUGUUACACGAUUGGCCAUGAAUGAAAUACAUAAAGUUUGAAUAAAUAUUCGGGAUGAGAAAUUAUUGCACGAGAUCGAGAAUCAUAAUAGGGAUAUAUUUGAAAUAAAGAAUGUAAAUCACGUUGUACAUGUAUAUUGUAAUGAAGUACAACUAAAAAGCAAUGGGCACUAUGAUAUAUUAUAUUUAAUUCAGCGGUUGGGUUGAACUUUCAAAUAUUGGUGAACAUGAAUUGGUACUCUUUUUCCCUAUUCGAAACGAUAACUGGUCGACCACCUUUAUCAACAGCCAGUGUGCAAGACCUAGUAGAAAGCGAUUACCAUUGGUAGAAAUGCAAGGUUUUUUUGGCUGGCAAAAAAAUCAUAAUCAUUAGUAUCGAUUUGGGAAUUCACAAGUUAUUUUUAGUCAAAUGUUAAAAAAAUAUUUUUGAUAUUCUCUUUACCUAGAGUGCACAUGGAGGUGAAUAUAAUGUCCUCUUGGCCAAAGAGAAAGUUCGGAAUUGUUUAACCAUAUAAUAAGACUGCAACCUUCACUUUUAGUUAGAGGGCUUAAAUAGGCUAUGCCUGCUGCCCGAUCCCAUUCACUUUGUGAAUAAAAUAUAGUUUAAAUUAACCUUCAGUUUCUAGAUUUGCUUAUGGGAAGUUCAUAUUCAUGUUCCACACACAGAGUACACUACAAUAGAACUUUGUCAUCAACCAUUUAAAUGAAGUUCUAAAAUCAUAAGUAUUUGAAUAUCAUUAGUUAAAUAUCAAAAAUAUAUUUUUUUUUAAAUGGAUUUUGUUCAUGUGUUAUUGGUGUCAUUUCUGCUAUAGUAUUUCCUUAUCUACUAGUACUUUUUAAAAAUCAUAUCAAUAUAUCUACAUUUCCAACGUUGUUGUUUUUUCCUUCGAUAUGUUCUAUAUAUUAUUUGUUUUGAAAUUAAAACAAUCUUAUCAUAAAA